UGGAGGCGCUGCGCCGCCUGGUUAACUCUCAAUGAUCUGAAAGAUCUGUAACUAUUCCCUGACACAUUGGACUGUUAAGUUUUUAAAAUCACACAAUCAAAUUAUGCUAACUGGUUAGCUUGUUAAUCAUUAAACUCGAUGCUUUCAUGAGGCGUCUGCUGCCCGGAAUCAGACUCGCCCAAACAUUACAUUCCAUUUGCGAUGUCGCCGUUGUUGUGGACACAAGGCCCGCUUCCGUCAAAUUUAAUUGAAAUAUAAUGGGGCGGUUUUGAAUUACGCCGCUUGUUUGCUCUUGGCUGCCUCCUCUUUUUUAUUUUUGCUUGCAUAUAUGUUUUUGCUCUUUGUGAAACGUAAACAAGUGAAAAUUCAAGUAUAGCAUGCACGACCCGCGCAUGCCCUGUAAAUAAAUAAAUUAUUAGUCACCCUCCAUAACUAUCCAUUAGUUAAUUCUACUAUAAAAUGAUAAAUAAUAGACCUACUUUCUAUUCGAAUUGCUGCAACAAAGUUAUAUUAAUAGCCACCCAUCCAGUUCGGUUUGCCACAAGCCUUUGCAGCUAGCUUAUAUGCCCUUCUGUGUAUAUUUAAUCAGCAGCUCAGUGUAGAACAAAGUCGCCGGCAUUCACAUCCGCCGCACGGGCAUCUUUCAGACUGCAGUCGCAAAAGUCUCUCGCGUAGACAUGUCCAAUAUCUCAGCUCUGCUGCUGCUGCUCCUGCUAUGGACUACGCUCCUGGCUGGAACAGUGUUAGCCUCCACCCGCUACAAUGUGGUAAUGGUAAUCUUUGACGAUCUGAGGCCGGCUUUGGGUGUUUAUGGCGAUAGACUGGCGCAAACGCCACACCUGGAUGCCUUCGCCCAGGGCAGCAGCUAUUUUACACGCGCCUACAGCCAGCAAGCGCUGUGCGCACCCAGCCGCAACUCCCUGUUGACCGGGCGACGUCCAGACACGUUGCAUCUGUACGAUUUCUACAGCUACUGGCGCAGCUUUGUGGGUAACUUUACGACUUUGCCGCAAUACUUCAAGGAGAACGGCUAUUACACCUACAGCUGUGGCAAGGUAUUUCAUCCGGGCCUUUCCUCCAACAACAGCGACGACUAUCCCAUAAGCUGGUCAGCGCCAGCAUUUCGUCCACGCACGGAGCAGUUCAUGAACUCUCCGGUCUGCCCAGAUCAUGGCGGGGGCGUGCUGCGCAAGAAUUACCUGAUAUGCCCCGUGCAGCUGCAAACGCAGCCAUACAAAACGCUGCCGGACAUCGAAUCCGUGACGGAGGCAAUGCGUUUCAUAGAUUCGCGCAAACGCAGUCGCCAGCCGUACUUUUUGGCGCUGGGCUUCCACAAGCCGCACAUCAAUUUCCGUUUUCCCAGGCAGUUUCUUGGGCGCUUCCCUCUGGCACCUUUCUACAACUAUACGGAGGAUGCUGUGAAGCCGCCAGAUAUGCCCGACGUGGCCUGGAAUCCCUAUACGGAUGUGCGCUCACGCGACGACUUCAAGCACAAGAACAUAUCCUUUCCCUACGGGCCCAUUUCCAGACAGCAGGCGGCACAGAUCCGACAGGCCUACUACGCCUCCGUGGCCUAUGUGGACGAUCUGUUUGGCAAGCUGAUGGCCCGCUUGGAUCUGGAGCGCACAGUGGUUGUCGUACUGGGCGAUCACGGCUGGUCGCUGGGCGAGCACGCCGAGUGGGCAAAGUACAGCAACUUUGAGGUGGCGCUGCGCGUGCCGCUUAUCAUACGCAGUCCAGAGUUUCCAUUGACCCAGCCUCGUCCCAUGCACAGCAUCACCGAGCUGCUGGAUGUCUUCCCUACGCUGGUGGAUCUGGCCCAUCUGCCGCCGCUUCCAGCGUGCAAUAGAAGCAGCAGCGUGCUGGAACAGUUGACCUGCUCCGAAGGGAAGAGCCUGUACCCGCUGCUCCAAGGCAUGGGAUUGGCCGAGGAGCACGUAGCAAUCAGUCAGUACCCGCGUCCAGGUAUGCUGCCCACAAAGCAUCCCAAUAGCGACAAGCCCAAGCUGCGCAAUAUCAAGAUCAUGGGCUAUAGCCUGCGCACGAAUUACUAUCGCUAUACGCUCUGGGUGCGAUUCCAUGCCCAUAACUUCAGUCGAGAUUGGCACAACAUCUACGGCGAGGAGCUGUACGAUCAUCGUUUGGAUUCCGGCGAAGAGUUCAAUUUGGCUGCGCUGCCGGAGUUCAAUGCAAUACGCCAGCAUUUGCGCUGCCGUCUGAUUGAGGCCGUGGGCUAAAAUCCCGCUUGGGUCAAAUUCAACAAUUCAUAUGCAUUAUAGGAAAAACAUGGAAGAGUUAAAGAAAUAAACUUCCCAAAUUAUAAAUAGAAAAUAACUGUAUUUGCGAUUAGACGAGUUUGUAUACCAGGAAAGUGUGUAAAAUAGAGUAUUGAAGUAUAAGUUAUUUUAAAGGAUACAUAAAAAAUUAAAAUAAUAAAGUAUUUAUAAUAAUAUAAAA
This is a messenger RNA of Drosophila montana, 2457 nucleotides long. It is a transcript of the gene Ids, whose product is annotated as iduronate 2-sulfatase. Gene Ontology annotation, cellular component: cytoplasm. Bases 678 to 2237 code for a protein of 519 amino acids. NCBI's taxonomy places the organism in Eukaryota, Metazoa, Arthropoda, Insecta, Diptera, Drosophilidae. The transcript has 5 exons. Gene Ontology annotation, molecular function: iduronate-2-sulfatase activity. The record is from RefSeq and is a predicted model, not a curated record.